Serpula lacrymans var. lacrymans S7.9 is the source of this 1392-nucleotide messenger RNA. RefSeq lists its product as uncharacterized. Bases 135 to 1109 code for a protein of 324 amino acids. The record is from RefSeq and is a predicted model, not a curated record. The transcript is spliced from 4 exons. NCBI's taxonomy places the organism in Eukaryota, Fungi, Basidiomycota, Agaricomycetes, Boletales, Serpulaceae.
UACACGAGCUUGUUAGAAGUUUGAUUUGAUAGACUGUCAUAUCAUAGCAUUGCCAGCGCCAUUGAAGACGGUCAGACCCUCUGGAACUUGAAACACCCUCAGCCCUUACAGCCCUCACCAGCUACAGAUUAAAGAUGGGUUCAGGUCGUUUUUCUCUUAUUCUCCAUAACAUCUACUCGACUCUUUUUCGACCACACAUGCCUUAUCCAAACGACAUUUUUGGCAUAUUCCAGGAGGGCGUCAUCGGGCCUAUGGGACCUGAGUCAUGGGAGCGGCAGCUUUGCUUAGACGAUAGGUCCACAAAUUGUUAUAUCGACCACAUCGUGUUUUGUAAAUGCAAAGACGACAAGAAACACGAAUUCUUGUUGAUUUCCGUUUGCUACCCGGACCCAAACAUCACGGCCAAGGCACUUGUGGUCGUCGACCGUUCACCCUCCGCUCCGUCACCCAACUCGUCUGUUCAUACCCCUCUAGGCUCUGCCAUUGUGUCACCGUCAGUCUCCGAUACUCCUGCCCAUGAUCGUAUUGUCAUCACCAAAGAAGACGAUAAAACGGAGUUGACUAAACCGUAUAAACCAUACAGGGAGCUCUGUACCCUUACAUUCUCCGAGUCUUGUCCCUCCAAUAUCACCGGAAAUUAUUUAUCGCCUUCUGUUCGGCAGCUAUGCAUCCUGUUGAAAGUCAUCAACAAACACGCCCCGCUCUACAAUCUUUAUGAGCACCAGUGCUACUGGUUUGCGAAUACCGUGUUUGACACGUUGAAGAAACUAUUUCCAAAUGCAGAGGAGAAGUGUAGUUCACACGACAUGCGCGGCAACUAUCACGGGUUGAAAUUCGACCAUCGUAACAGUAUAGAGACGAUAUCUGAAGAAUAUGACAGGGCAUGGAGUGAGGCGUGUGACAGGGUGAGGGAGGAACAGAGAAAACGAGAAGAAAGUCGACGUAAAUUGAUUCAAACUGGGAGAGACGAAGGUAAUGCGGAACGAGAGCAACUCAAGGCUGAAAGUGCGCGCCGCGACGCUGAAAGACUGGCUGAAAUAGCCCAGCUCAAAGCCAGACUACGUGAAUACGAAGACUGUCAGCCUGACAAUGCGGCGGCCCCGGCCUGAAGAAGGGAUGUCAAGUUUGUUCUCGUAGCCAGGAAGACAGCAAAGCUGUCAAACAUGCCAUAUCUUUCCUAUUAUUUAUUUUCAAUAUUUUAGUACACUGUUUCAGGUGUAGGUACCGUGCCAGGCCUCUAGUGUAGUUAAAUCAUCGCGACGGUUCGAAAGCGGGUAGUUUGAUAGUGCCACUUAGACUCCCAUGCUGCUAUGUUAUAACGAUCCCCAGAUAGUUGCCAAAUGUUUAUGGAGGAUGUCGCUGCGAAUAAUGACAAAGAAAUCUAUAAUCAUG